Molecule: messenger RNA, 1594 nt
Organism: Zea mays
Lineage: Eukaryota; Viridiplantae; Streptophyta; Magnoliopsida; Poales; Poaceae
Exons: 11
Coding region: 287-1369 (360 amino acids)
Source: RefSeq, marked validated
GGACUUUGCAUGCUUGGGCUCGUCGGCAACCGGACAGGAGGACAGCAAGGCGGAAGCGCAACCGGGCGUCGCUGGUCCGACGGGCGGCACGUGUCAGGGAGCGUGACAGGGGCGGCAGAUCCGGACCUCCACGUCCGUAUCCAUAUCCACAUCCAUCCAUCAAACACGGAAGAGAGAGAGGAAGGGAGGGAGGGAGAGGAGAGAUUAUUUUGGACCAGUUCCACCGCUUAAUUUGCAGGACCGCCACCCCCCGCGGCGCCGACGAUCACCUCAGGCGUGCGCGGAUAUGGGGCGCCGCGGCUCCUACGACCGCCUCGAGGCGCUCUCCCUGGAGAUCGAGCGCAAGCUGCACAAGGCCCUGAUGUCCAACUCACAGCGUCUUCAGAUACUUCAGCAAUUGUUUGCUGACAUCGCAUUGAAGGUGGAUGAUCGCGCUCGAGAUGCAAUUAUGAGUGAGAGUGAUGAUGGCAUUGCUCCAGCAGAUGAACGGGAGGAUGGUUGGCUAUGCUUCUAUGAGAUUCUUGCCAAUCAUUUUGUUAGAGUGCCUGAAAGUGGCAGGCGUAUACUUGAGUUGAUUGUGCAACUCUGGAGCCAGUCCUUCGCGGCCAACAUAUUUGCACUUCUUUUCCAGAAAUGGUUGUUUGAAGCCCCUCUUGAUGAAAAAGAAAUAUCGCUACGAUAUAGCUCUGCUCUUGUUCAAGGUGCUACAAAUGUAUUUUGGAUUGACAUACAGACAAAUACAAGACAUUUUCUCUCUUUGUAUCAUUAUCUCCUUGAGGACGUUGCUCUAGUCCCUGAAAGACUUAGUAAAAUAUCAUUACAGGCUGGUAGAGACCUUUUCCUUCUGCUCUCUAGAUUCAUGUUCUUCUAUGAUCAAGAUCACAUGCUUUCUAGUUUCCUAGAGCAUUUUCCCAAUUUCCCAAAUUCCUUCUUGGUUGGUGGACCAGCAGAUUACUUUGUAAUUGAACUCGCUGAUCAGCUUCAAAAGCUAAAAAUUGAGCCAGUACUACUACACUACCUCUCCCGCAUGAGCAUACUUCAAGGGUUGGAACUGAGGUUGAGUACAAGCACCAGACUAAAGGCCUGCCUCUACAGCUUCACUUCUCCUGGUGGCCCUACCUACCCAACACGGGCGGUGCGGCACGCAGCCUGGAACACCUUGGAUUUGCUGUUCCCUAUCGGUCGUUACCCGAGGCACGUGAUCAGCCUGUUCUUCCGGCUGCUGUAUCCGUGGUACUGGCCUUCCUCUUGCUGGAACUUCGUGAUGACCUGUGCCAUGACCGUGUACUACUACAUCCUGAACCUGCUGGUGUCGUGUUGGGAGAACAUGAGGCGGCGGCCCAGUCACCGGAGAACGCACGGUGAAUGAAGACGCGGCGGCCCAUCCAGUGGCACCUUGUGUUGUUGUUGUUGUUCAUUUUUCUUUCCUUUGCGCGAGUGGUGUAGUAGUUAGUAGCAGCGGCUUAUGUGUUCGUCGCGAAACAACAUUCCCUGUAUAAUAUAAACUGCUGUACUUGUUCAGCUGUUGUUCAUAUAGGAAGAGCCGAAUGAAGAGGAACAGCUGGUAAUGGAGGGAGAGCGUGUGCGCGCAUUU